Messenger RNA from Rhopalosiphum maidis (corn leaf aphid), 3085 nucleotides. Its product is annotated as protein scarlet-like. The coding region runs from base 302 to 2164 and encodes 620 amino acids. Gene Ontology annotation, molecular function: ATP hydrolysis activity; ABC-type transporter activity; ATP binding. Lineage: Eukaryota; Metazoa; Arthropoda; Insecta; Hemiptera; Aphididae. Gene Ontology annotation, cellular component: plasma membrane. The transcript is spliced from 15 exons. The record is from RefSeq and is a predicted model, not a curated record.
GGGAAUUAUGGGUAUUUUGGAAAUAUGAUUAUGGUUUUCAAACUUAACAAGUAAAACCUACCUAUGUAGAUAUAGUUUCAAAAAAAAAGUCAAGUUAACACGCUGACAAACAGUACUAUUACAGCAGUUAUGUACAGAUGAAAAGAGCUCAAAAUUUGAAAUAUAAGCAUCCAUGAGCCUAAAGAUCACUAUUAAAAUCUGAGGUCAUCAGGCUGAUAAGUUUUAGCGAUAUACCAAAAAAGUACAAACGUAAUUUAUUCGUACUAUAUUACCGAUUUUAGUAAGUGCUGUUUGCUUCAUCAUGACGACUAAAAAAGUGUUGGAUUUGAGAUACAAUGAAAUGUGGAAGGCAUGGAAUAACACUGCCGAAGAAGAGGAUGAUAAUUCUUCCCCAUUAUUUAAACGGGAUUUGGUACUGUCAUGGAAACAAUUAAGUGUAACAGUCAUAAAAAAAAUUCCUAAACUGAUUGGUAGUAGUGAGGUUGUAACAAAGCAAAUUUUGAACAAUGUUAGUGGUAAUGUUGAAUGUGGCACUCUUUUGGGAAUUAUGGGUCCGAGUGGUUCGGGAAAGACUACACUAAUGUCUACAAUAAGUCAUCGAACAAAAGGAAAUUUUAAUGGAGAACUUUUAUUAAAUGGACGUUCAGUAUCCGAAGAUAUCAUGAUUAAAAUAUCUGGUUUUGUUGCUCAGGAAGAUGUAAGUUUUGUCCAAUUAACUGUUUUGGAAGAACUUAAGUUAAUGGCUAGAUUAAAAAUGGACCGAGCCGCAACUGACAAAGUAAUCAAGGAACGCAUAAAUUAUCUUUCAGCCGACUUAGGUUUGAAUAAAAUUCUUAACUCGCGGUUGUGUUAUCUAUCUGGCGGAGAACGAAAAAAAGUAGCUCUGGCCGUUCAACUUAUAAAUGAUCCACCAAUUCUAUUUUGUGAUGAAAUAACUACUGGAUUAGAUAGUUACUCUGCUGCACAUAUAGUAAACACAUUAAGAAGAGUAGCACAAAGUGGAAAAAUUGUCAUAUGCACCAUACAUCAGCCUGCAUCUGGAUUGUUUGAUCAAUUUCAAGAAGUCAUACUUUUAACUAAUGGUCGGUUAGCUUAUCAAGGAUCAGUGUCAUUAGUCAAUAAUUUUUUCCAAAAGUAUGGUUAUAUUUGUCCUGCUACAUAUAACAAAGCUGAUUUUAUUAUAUCAGUUUUGAAUUCAGAUGGAGUGUUGGAUAGAAAUAAUGUCAAUAACAUGUGUGAACUUUCUUCAAAUGUAGCACAAAUGGACAUUAAAUUUAAUUCAUUCAAUAAGGAUGUUCAGUCAGAAUAUGGACAUCAUUUACAAACACAAAAGCUUAGCUGGAUAACUCAAUUGUUGCUUCUGCUGUAUAGAUCAAUCACAUGUUUCAUAAGAAAUUACAAAGAAAAGUUAUUAGAGUUUGGAACAUUAAUGUUUUUAGGUAUCAUUACUUCUAGUCCUUAUGCAAACUUACAAUUUGAUACAAAAGCAGUUCAAAAUUGGCAAGGAUUUUGGUUAUGCUUAGUUAUUAACACAGUGUUCCAGUUCAGUUAUUCAGCCAUCGCCACACAUCAAAUUAAAUUUUCAGUUGCCCAUCGAGAAGUCAGCAAUAAAAUAUAUUCCUUAAGUGCAUACUAUGUGUCUGAAUUAAUAAUAUUAUAUAUUUGGGCAUUUGUAAAGACAAUAGUCUUCUGCAUUGUUGUGUUUUGGAUUGUUGGUGUCAAUUGGGUUUAUAUGCAAUUAUUUGUAUUCAUGAUAGUCACAUUUGCAUCUGUUUCAUAUGGAAGUUUGUUGUCAGCGUACUUUAGUUGUGUAGAGGAAGCUGUUGUAUUUUCAACAGUUUAUGAGUACUUAGCAUUGCCUCUUAGUGGUGCUUAUCUAUCAUUCAGGUCAUUACCAAAAGUGUUGUACUCAUUAAGAUAUCUGUCAUUAUUUUUCCUUGGUUGUGAAACAGUGUCUACUCUAUUUUGGGAGAGAAUUACAUCAUUACCAUGUACUGAUGUUGCUAAUUGUUUGGACAACGGCAAAGCAGUUUUAAAUAAAUACGGUUUUAUAAGCAGUGAUUUGUAUUUUGACAUAAUGACAAUGCUUACAUUUUGUUUGUUAGCAAACAUAUGUGGUUAUUUCGGUGUACUUAAGCGAAUGAAAAAACAACCAGCUUAUUGAAAUAAUAUAUUAUUUUAUAAGUAUUUUCGAGAAUAAGAAUAGAGAUGUAAUGAAGAACAAUUUAAGCAUCAUUGCCUUGAAUCAUUUGUACCGGGCGUUGGAGUUGGCUAGAUACCAUCAAGACUUCGGGUCCACUAACAUUUUAUCCACCGAUAACCGGUGUUACAGUUAACCAGUCAACCAGCUACAUUUGGAGCUGCAUCGACGGUCACUUAUCAUAAGUCAUCAGUGCCGAAAACUCUGGAUUCAUAUUUUGAUACCAUUCUCUCUUGAAGCAUCACCGCUGUUUUCGAUGGCACAGGGUAAACCAAAACUUAUAAAGGAUUCGGACUCGCAGUAACCGUAGACAAAGUGUAUUACUGGAUCCCGAUAACAACGGAGAUUUUAAAGUCCGUUGUCUUUAAGCCAACUGGUGAGAGGAAGCCCAACGAAUAUAUAUUUUCUUCUAAAUAAUUUUAAGGCGAAUUACAAGAAAUUAGCGUGCAGAGUAAACAUGACGUUCACUUAACACGUCAUAUUAUUAGCAUAUUAUCCUAACAGCUUUCAUAUUCGAUUGUUUAUUUAUGCAAAAAAUAAAUAUUUUUACGCAUCUGAUAAUACUAUUAAAGCGUAUCGAUAUCCUCCUCAAUGUUUUUGUCGUUUUUAAAUUAAUAACUAUCGACGAGGAGGGAGCAGUGGCGUAUAUAGGGAAGGAUAGGGGUUUAAACCCCGCUCGAAAUGUAUGGUUGGUACGGGCAUUGAUUUUGAUUGUAUAAUUAAUUGGAAUUUAAGAACGGAAAUUUGUUUUAACCCCCUCCCCCCCUGAAAUUAAUUUUUAUAUACAUCACUGUGAGGGUUGACAAUAGAUAUUUAAUUAUUUAUUUAUAGUUAAUUAAUCAUCGGCCAUUCGGGCAAAGAGAUUACAUAAAAUAAUACAAAAUU